CAAAAAAGAAUUCCCUCAACUACUAUAAAAAGGAUCACCACUUAACGGACCAAACACCCACCAACUACUUCUAAGUUCUAACACUUCUCUAGCUAUCAACACUCAUAAGCCACUGAUUUCAGUCAUUUCCUUUUUCUAAAGCUCCAUAUUUCUCAGAUAAAGGCAAGAAUGAGUUCUCCAGGGGAUUGGUUAUGUGGUGCAUGCCAACAUGUGAACUUCAAGAAGCGGGAAUCAUGCCAGAAGUGUAGCUUUCCCAAGUAUGGUAGCCAGGAUGAUAUCCCCUAUUACAUUGCUAACACAAAGGGUAGCAGGACAGAGGUGUUGGCCGGAGACUGGUACUGCCAGAGCAUGAAUUGCGGGGCCCACAAUUACGCUAGCCGUACAAGUUGUUUCCGUUGUGGAAACCUUAAAUGUGAUUAUGGGACCGUUGGUAUUGGUUACGGAACUGGUGACAUGAUGAUGGGAGCUGGGGGUUAUAGCUCAGAACAGCAACAACAACAACUCAUGCCGGGGUGGAAAGCUGGUGACUGGGUUUGCGUGAGACCUGGAUGUGGUUUACACAAUUAUGCAUGCAGGAUGGAAUGCUACAAGUGCAGAUUGCCAAGGGAUUUUGGCGGAGCAAUGUAAGAGGAGAAGGGAUUUUACACAGGUUCCACAAUCUCAUUUGGUUUCUGAUGUAACUUUCAUGAUUUGAGCACCUAUUAGUAGCUAGGGAGCUAAAUAGAAACUCCCUACUGCUUUCAAGUGUAAUUUUAGUCAUUGUAAGGUGCUAUGGAGGGGUCAAGUAAAGCCCAAAAGGCUAAUUUUUCUGGGUUACAAGGAAAAAUCCAUGUUUCAUAAGUGUUACUCUCUUGAUUUUUGGUUGUUUUAA
This is a messenger RNA of Spinacia oleracea (spinach), 871 nucleotides long. RefSeq lists its product as uncharacterized. Gene Ontology annotation, molecular function: mRNA binding. NCBI's taxonomy places the organism in Eukaryota, Viridiplantae, Streptophyta, Magnoliopsida, Caryophyllales, Amaranthaceae. The transcript is spliced from 4 exons. The record is from RefSeq and is a predicted model, not a curated record. Gene Ontology annotation, cellular component: cytoplasm. The coding region runs from base 169 to 627 and encodes 152 amino acids.